Molecule: messenger RNA, 171 nt
Organism: Dentiscutata erythropus
Lineage: Eukaryota; Fungi; Glomeromycota; Glomeromycetes; Diversisporales; Gigasporaceae
Source: the annotation of a GenBank genome assembly
AUGUCAGCUAUUGCAACAAAAAUCGAUGAGAAAUAUAAACUCACCUCAAAGAUGGAUAUAUCAGAACUUGGUCAAUAUACUUCAGAGUUUCUCGAGAAUCUUACUGAUGAUAGAAAGCGGAAUCAGGCACGCAGACGUCUUCGGGAUGGCUUUAAAUUUAGCAGUGAACAG